GGGUAUAUAAACCCGGUGAACUUUACAAUCAUUACGCAGAUUUCAUCUUCUUCUCCAACACAGAACAGCUCAACUCACUUACUCUCAGUCAACAUGAAGUCUGUAAUUGUUAACUUGACAUUGUUGAGCUUGUUGGUCGUCGUCACAAACGCCUGGUUCCUCGAUCUAGACAAGACUACCAAAUCACACAAAGGUUCAAAGUUGGCGGCCCAGGCAACACCGAAUGCCGGGCGAAAGGUGAUCCUGGUGGCCAAGAAGGUCUACGUCCCGAUGUACGCGUCUGACGACACGACUUCAGCUGUUGCCGAUCGUCUGUUGCCCAUCUCUCCAGCUGUGAUGACAAUGUCUGAAACUGAUGGACAACAACAACAGCAGCAGCCAGUGGUCGACUAUUCGUCUGUUGCUGCGAUGUACAUGGCACCUCCACCUGCCUCUUACGCCAUGUAUGCUCCGGCUGCUCCGGUUGCUUCCGCUCCGGUUGCUGCUGAUGCCAGUGUGCCCCAGUAUGCAGUUUAUCCGGCCGGAUAUGGAGCUGUAGAACCUCAGUACGUGCAGUUUGGUGUUGCUCCAUCCCAGGCUUUGAUGUACGGCAAUGGAGAUGCUGUUGCACCUGCACCUUAUUACCCAACUGAAGUUGACAAAGCUAUGAUUGCCGAAGGAUCUGUGGUGCCUAGUGAAGUGACAAAUGCUUGAACGAAUUGAUCGCGUGCAAUUUUAUUCUUAAUUCUAAUCUGACCUCGUUUUAAUUUUCGCCCAAAUGACAUCAUUGACAAUACUUUCUGUAAAUAUCUGGUACAAUAAAAAUCGCGAUUAUUUUAA
Messenger RNA from Daphnia pulex (common water flea), 819 nucleotides. RefSeq lists its product as uncharacterized. Bases 94 to 693 code for a protein of 199 amino acids. The transcript is spliced from 3 exons. The record is from RefSeq and is a predicted model, not a curated record. NCBI's taxonomy places the organism in Eukaryota, Metazoa, Arthropoda, Branchiopoda, Diplostraca, Daphniidae.